AUGGUUUCGUGGAAACGCUCGGAUUUAAUGAUAAUCCGAACGCUUGCAACCCCCACAGUCACACACCCUUUGGUAAAAUACCCACAGAUCCCGGAUUCGCUUCCGCUCGUGGUACCUAUCAACGGAGCGGCGCUGCAUGAAAUCGCGCUAUGCAGCGCGCAUAGGGUUGAUGGCAACGAUGCGAACUUGCUGAAAGUCAAAGCACCCUUCAUUUGUCUCGGCACACAUUGUGUCUCGCUACGCAGCCUGGCCCCGCGCCGGGAUUUUGAAAUCGAGAGCGGUUUCGCGGAGGUGGUUUUCGCAUGUUAUUUUGAUACAUAUCUACGAUCAAUUUACCUUCACAGCUGGGGAGAUGAAGAUCUAAAGCAAUCCAACUUCAUUUCGUACGGGGGAUCAUGGACUACAAGAGCUGGGUUCUGGCCCGUUGGGGAUAAUUUUGGUAAAAUUAGCCGUUGCCAUCGGCUAGCCCCGGGUUCGAUUCGUAAGUUUAUCCGACCUUUUCGGCGGAGAAUUGGGUUUUUGGCCUUACCAAACCCUAAAAUGACACAUUCUGAACAACGAAUAAAACAAAAAUUCGUUUUGACAGAUGUUAGCGCUCUCAUGAGGGGAUUGAUGCCUGGCACUCAGCCACAUACACUGCCACAAGAAGCGCCACGUUCCCGCCUCGCGAUUUCCACAACUCCCCGCCAUCUUGUUCUCGUAGCUAGUCGGCGGCACAUAGCCUCUCAAAGGCGAAACAGGAUAUGCCACACUUCACCUACAUCUAAUCUUGCCGCCCGAUGCUUUCCUAAUUUAUCAUCUGGAUACACUUCGAAUUCACUGCUUCCGAGGUUUGGAAGCCUGAAUUGCUCUAUCUGCUAA
Molecule: messenger RNA, 861 nt
Organism: Lindgomyces ingoldianus
Lineage: Eukaryota; Fungi; Ascomycota; Dothideomycetes; Pleosporales; Lindgomycetaceae
Exons: 10
Coding region: 1-861 (286 amino acids)
Source: RefSeq, a predicted model, not a curated record